Thlaspi arvense is the source of this 3722-nucleotide messenger RNA. Lineage: Eukaryota; Viridiplantae; Streptophyta; Magnoliopsida; Brassicales; Brassicaceae. The record is from the annotation of a GenBank genome assembly.
AUGGAGGGCCAACGAGGCAGUAAUUCUUCAUUGAGCUCUGGCAAUGGCAACGAAGUCGCCGCCGACGUGUCUUCUUCUUGCUUUUAUGUUCCCAACCCCUCUGGUACCGACUUCGAUGCUGAAUCGUCUUCUCUUCCCCCUCUCUCCCCAGCUCCGCAAGUGGCGUUGUCAAUUCCUGCAGAGCUCGCUGCCGCCAUUCCCCUCAUCGAUCGCUUCCAGGAUCCCAUCCCCACAUCCCUGCUCAAGAUAAACAGCGAUCUCGUCAGCCGUGCUACCAAGUUGUUUCAUCUCAUCUUAAAGUAUAUGGGCGUUGAUUCCUCUGAUCGAUCAACUCCUCCCAGUUUAGAUGAACGCAUUGACCUUGUUGGAAAGCUUUUCAAGAAAACUUUGAAACGUGUUGAACUCAGGGACGAACUUUUUGCCCAAAUCUCCAAACAGACUAGACAUAACCCUGACAGACAUACCACCCCCGGCCGUGAAGAAAUAGAAGCCCUUUUGACCGCUAGAAAGCUCACAACCAUAGUCUUCUUUCUUGAUGAAACUUUUGAAGAAAUAUCAUAUGACAUGGCUACAACAGUGUCUGAUGCUGUUGAGGAGCUAGCUGGGACAAUUAAACUAUCAGCUUUCUCUAGCUUCAGUUUGUUUGAAUGUCGUAAAGUUGUUUCAAGUUCGAAAUCAUCUGAUCCCGGAAAUGAGGAAUAUAUUGGAUUGGAUGAUAACAAGUAUAUUGGAGAUCUCCUCGCAGAAUUCAAAGCUAUAAAAGAUAGAAAUAAAGGAGAGAUACUUCACUGCAAACUGGUAUUUAAAAAAAAAUUAUUUCGAGAGUCUGAUGAAGCUGUAACAGAUCUGAUGUUUGUGCAACUUUCCUAUGUACAACUUCAACAUGACUAUUUGCUAGGAAACUAUCCUGUUGGAAGGGAUGAUGCUGCUCAGCUUUGUGCCUUGCAAAUUCUUGUGGGGAUUGGGUUUGUCAAUAGUCCAGAGUCAUGCAUUGAUUGGACAUCACUUCUGGAGCGGUUUUUACCGAGACAAAUAGCAAUAACCCGAGCGAAGCGUGAAUGGGAAUUGGAUAUCCUUGCUCGCUACCGUUCAAUGGAGAACGUGACCAAAGAUGAUGCAAGGCAACAAUUUCUACGGAUAUUGAAGGCACUGCCAUAUGGGAAUUCCGUGUUUUUUAGCGUACGCAAGAUAGAUGAUCCGAUUGGCCUUUUACCUGGACGAAUUAUUUUGGGUAUCAACAAACGUGGGGUUCACUUUUUCCGACCGGUUCCUAAAGAGUACCUGCACUCAGCUGAAUUACGUGACAUAAUGCAAUUUGGCAGCAGUAACACUGCAGUCUUUUUCAAAAUGAGAGUCGCUGGUGUUCUUCACAUAUUUCAGUUUGAGACAAAACAGGGAGAAGAAAUCUGUGUUGCUUUACAAACACAUAUAAAUGAUGUCAUGUUGCGUCGUUACUCCAAAGCUCGAUCUGCUGCCAAUAGCUUGGUUAAUGGAGAUAUAUCAUGCAGUUCUAAGCCGCAAAAUCUUGAACUAUAUGAAAAACGUGUGCAAGAUUUGUCUAAAGCUUUUGAAGAGUCCCAGAAGAAGAUUGAUAAGUUGAUGGAUGAACUGCAAGAGAAAAGUCAGCAAGAAGUUAUUCUGCGUGAAGAGGUAGAAGCUAUACGCAAUAGCUUAGAGCUUGAAAGGAAAAAUUUGAUGGAGGUUAUCUUAGACCGUGAUAAACUUAAGUCAUUGUGUGACGAGAAGGGGACGACUAUUCAGACCUUGAUGUCUGAACUGCGAGGAAUGGAAGUAAAGUUGGCGAAGUCGGCCAACACAAAAUCAAGUAAAGAGACAAAAUCAGAAUUAACGGAAAUGAAUAAUCAGAUAUUACACAAGAUCCAAAACGAGUUAGAAAUUCGAAAUAAGGAAUUGCAUGUUGCAGUUGAGAAUUCAAAGAAGUUGUUGAGUGAGAACAAGAUACUGGAGCAAAGUAUUUUCAGUAUUGAAAAUAAGAAAACAGAGGAGGUUGAAAUUCACCAAAAGAGAUAUGAACAAGAAAGAAAGGUGUUAAAACUUCGAGUUUCUGAACUUGAAAAUAAGCUGGAAGUCCUUACUAAAGACUUGGAUACUGCUGAGUCUACGAUUGAAAGUAAGAAUUCUGACAUGCUGCUGUUGCAGAAUAACUUGAAAGAACUUGAGGAGCUAAGAGAAAUGAAGGAGGACAUUGACAGAAAGAAUGAGCAAACAGCUGCGAUUUUGAAGAUGCAAGGAGCCCAACUUGCUGAGCUAGAGAUACUUUACAAGGAAGAACAAGUUCUAAGGAAAAGAUACUACAAUACCAUAGAAGAUAUGAAGGGGAAAAUUAGAGUUUAUUGUCGUAUAAGACCUCUAAAUGAAAAAGAGAGUUCAGAGAGGGAAAAACAAAUGCUGACAACUGUGGAUGAGUUUACAGUCGAACAUCCAUGGAAAGACGACAAAAGAAAGCAACACAUAUAUGAUCGAGUGUUUGACAUGCGUGCUAGCCAAGAUGAUGUCUUCGAAGACACAAAGUAUUUGGUACAGUCAGCUGUAGAUGGUUAUAACGUUUGCAUCUUCGCAUAUGGUCAAACUGGUUCUGGAAAAACUUUCACAAUAUAUGGGCAUGAGAACAAUCCUGGACUCACACCCCGAGCAACAAAGGAACUUUUCAAAAUAUUAAAGCGAGAUAGCAACAGAUUUUCAUUUUCUUUGAAGGCAUACAUGGUGGAACUUUAUCAAGACACACUUGUGGACCUUCUGCUACCAAAAACUGCAAAACGUUUUAAACUAGAGAUUAAAAAAGAUUCUAAGGGUAUGGUCUUUGUAGAGAAUGUGACAACUAUUCCUAUAUCAACGUUGGAGGAACUCCGAAUGAUUAUUGAACGGGGAUCUGAACGACGACAUGUCUCUGGAACAAAUAUGAAUGAAGAAAGCUCAAGAUCUCACCUAAUACUUUCGGUAGUUAUUGAAAGUAUUGAUCUUCAAACCCAAUCUGCUGCAAGGGGCAAGUUGAGUUUUGUGGAUCUUGCUGGUUCUGAGAGGGUAAAAAAGUCAGGCUCUGCUGGUUGCCAACUCAAAGAAGCUCAAAGUAUCAACAAAUCACUUUCUGCAUUAGGUGAUGUUAUUGGUGCUUUAUCUUCUGGAAACCAGCAUAUACCUUACAGAAAUCACAAGUUAACGAUGUUGAUGAGUGAUUCAUUGGGCGGCAAUGCAAAGACGUUAAUGUUUGUCAAUGUGUCUCCAGCCGAAUCAAAUUUGGAUGAGACAUACAAUUCUCUUUUAUAUGCAUCGAGGGUGAGAACAAUCGUGAAUGAUCCCAGCAAACAUAUAUUAUCCAAAGAGAUGGUGCGUUUGAAAAAGUUGGUAGCAUACUGGAAAGAGCAGGCCGGUAAAAAAACUGAAGAAGAAGAUUUGGUGGAAAUCGAGGAAGAUCGAACACCAAGGAAUGAAGCAGAUAGUUGAAGAAAGUUACAUGUAAUACAUGUAGGUGAAAUUGAGACGAUAAUUUCAUUAAUUUUGGUUGUCACCAUUCUUUUUGUAGGAAGUUACUACUCUGAAGUAGUCUUUUGAAGAGUGAUGCUAUAUGUCUCAAAGUUUCUCUUUUCUUGAGAUCUUAAUUAGAGGGAAAACAAAUCGUAGAUAAUACCAUACAAAGCCAGUGAACAGUAUACAUACAAGAACGAAAGUGAAUCAGUAAAAAAUAACAUAAAAUGUCCUCUGGG